AUGCUUCCUAGCAGUGUCGUGAAUUCUCCUCCACCCGCAUCUCUCCGCCCGCCUGUCUCUCCCGCUACUCAUCCCAUUUCCCCGUUUCCUCCUUCUUCCUCUCUCCCCGUUCCGCAGCGCGAGCUUCUCAAGACUCGUCUGCUACAGCCGGCGGACAUAGCAGGGGGACCCGCCUGUCUCCCCCCCCUCCUCCGCGCCCACCCCCACGUCGCCCCCCGCAUCAUCUCCGCCCUCCUCACCUUCUGCGUUCCCCCCCAAGACGGGAGAUGGGGGGAGGGCCGGGAGGCCAGGCGGGACUGGGGGAGAGGCUGGGGGGGGGAGGGCAUGGGGGGAGGGCUGGACGGGCGGAGAGAGAGCGGAGAUGCAAGGGGCGGGGGAAGAGGGGGAGCAGGUGGGGGAGGAGGAGGAGCAGGAGUGGGGAACGAGUUUGGCGGUGUUGACACUUCUUUCUUAGAUGAGGCAGUUGAAGCGGUUAUGGCUUUAAGUGGUGGUCGCGUGGGCUUUAAUCUCGAUCUGGAUUCUCUAGCCAUGGUGAAAGAAGCCUUUUCCGGCGCUGUGGAUUGGAUUCUCUGGGCGGCAUGCGGAUCCGAUCCAGAAUCUGCACUGGCAGCUCUCGGCCAAUCAGGAGCGUCGGGGGUAUGCGGGGCGGUAUGGGACGGGGACCACGAGGGGCAUGAUUACGCGAUGAUCAAAACGGGGGGUGGAUGCUGCGACUGCGGCGAUCCAACGGCCUGGAAGCGCCAGGGGUUCUGUAAGAAGCAUCCUGGGCCUGGGCACGCCCCGCCCCUCCCGGAAAGUUUUGUCGCCCGGGCAGAGCCGGUGCUGGCUGCGGUUGCUGCGGAAUGGCAGCAGAAAAUAGUUUUUGCUGCCCGGCUGGAGGAGGAACGGAGUGGAGGCGCAGCAGGGUGGGGGGGUUCUGGGUUUGGGUUUGGAAGUGGGAGAAGCGGGGGAGGGGGAGGAGGAGGGGGAGGGGGAGGCGGAGGCGGAGGGAGAGGCGGGACAGCGGGAAGCAGUAUGAGCUCGUUGCUAGGUUCACUCACAGGAGGUGUGGGGGGGUCAGGAGGAUGGAUGAGUGGUAACGAUGGGUUCAGAGGAUCCUCCUCAUCUUUCUCCCCCUCCCCCUCCUCUUCCUCCUCUUCAGCGUUAUCAGCAGCAGCGCGGCUGAGAGCAGCGAAGAACGAGGCAGCAGCAGCAACUGAGAGGUUCUCGGAGAUGUUCUUAAGACUGGCUAGCACCAGUGAAGGCCUGCUGCACCUCGUGUCGUCCGUGCUCACCAGGAAAUGCCCCAUCCCCGUUAUUGCCCGCCCUGAUACAGUCCCGUUGGGAUUCCACCCGACCAGCACGGCCGUUACUCCCACUUCUGUCGCUACCCUUACAGCUGUUGCCCCUACUGGUUCUAUCUCUGCUCCUGGCUCAUCCCAUGCACUCUCCAUUUCGGCUCCUGUCGGCCCGAGCUCACUGCUCAGCCCACCAGCUGGGUCGUCUCUCCCAGCAUUGUCACAUCCCUCAGUGUCACAUCCCUUAGUGCCACCUCCCCCAGCCUCACCUCCCUUUGUCACUGCUGCUGCUGCUGCUGCUGCAUCCGCCAGUCUGUUGGAAGCGCUGGUGGCAAAUGAGGAGGGUAUUAAAGAGGAUUCCAUGCUUGUCGCCCACCGUCUGCUCUACAAGCUCCUAGGCGACCCGGGCUUUAAGUACCAGUUCGCACUCUCGUUCGUCGCUAAUUACUCGGCCUUCGUGCUGGGGAGUGAGGGGAGGGGAGACGGGGAGGAGGACGGGGGGAGGUGGGGGGGCGGGGGCGCGCGGGGGAGCAGGGGACGGAGGGGGCGGGGAGCGGCCGGGAGUGGGAGUGCAGGGAAUAGGGUGUCGAUAUUGGAGAGCUUUUCGGUGCAGAUUCUUACAGUGCCGGUGCUGACGCCGAGGCUCGUGGUGGAGGCUCGGCUGCUGGAUAUCCUGCUGGGUACCCUGCAGAGCAUGCUGCAGGGGGCUCUGGGCCGAGAUGGGCGCAUCAAUCUGUCCCGAGAGGAGGUGCACAAUGGGCGAGUGACCGACGACAUUUGCUACGUUCCCUCCCACUCCGCCUCCUCAUGCGCUUUCCUCUCUUCUCUUACCUAUCCCCACUCUCCCCCCCCUCAGUUAUCCCGAGAGGAGGUGCACAACGGGCGAGUGACCGACGAUAUUCGCUACGUCCUCUCCCACUCCGCCUCCUCCCGCCACGUCACCGCCCGCCGCCCGGACCUGCUGCGCGCGUGGCUGCGCCAGCUGGCGGCCGCCCAGGGCAUGUGUCCACAUGUGCGGCGCACAACCACCCACGUGGCAAUAGAGCCUGACGAUUGGAGCUUCGCCUACCUGUUAGAAGCACAGCUGGCGACUGUCAACCCGCUGCUCGCCGAAGCUAGCGCCGUGCCUGAGCUGGAGGCUCGGAAGGAGGCUCGGCAGGUGGAGGGAGGGUCGGGAGGGGAGAAGGGGGGAGGAGAGAAGGUAGGGGAGAAGGCGGCUGAAGGGGGUGGGUUCCCGGGGUUGGGGUUUGGGAGGAGGAAGACGUUGAGAUGGUUUGUGGAUGAGGAUGCAGGGCAGCAGGCGGGCCAGCAUGCAGUGGGGCAACAAGGGCAGCAAGGGAAACAGGCAGGGCAGGCGGUGUUAGGGCUUGGCAGUGGCAGUGGCAGAGGCAGAAGCGACGACGGUACGUCAACAGCAGCAGGAGAGACCAUCCCUGGGGAUGGGGGUUGGGGGGGUGGUGGUGUUGACCUGGAUGCUGCAACCGGCUGGAAGGCAGAGGGUUUUGACCCAGAGGCUUAUGUGGAUGACUGGGGAGAGACAGACGCAGACACACACACAUACCUGCCGCCCCGAGCCUGCGAGGUUCGGCAGGUGGCGGCGAGGUUCGGCGUGCCUCCGGCGCUGGUGCGGCUGCUGCACGAGUGUGCGUGGGUGCUGGCGCGGUGGGUGGCAGUGGAGGGGUUGAGGUCACUGGGGUCAGCGUUUGGGAGCGGGGCAAGCAGUGUGGAGGCUCUCAGACUGCUUGGCCUUACUAGACUCUCUGGUGAAGGCUUGUCUGGGGAAGGUGGAUCCGGGGGAGGAGCUGCUGGUGGGGGUAGGGCUAGGGGGGUAUCAGCUCCUUCGCUGACUGCUUCUGCUUUGGAUCAGCAGCAGCAGCAGCUAGAGGGUCAGCAGCAGCAGCAGCAGGGGCAGCAGCAGGUGCAGCUACAGUCGUCCGUUCUGGUGCAUGCCCCAGGAGCAUCUCUGCUGUCCUUCAAGUGGGCCCAGGACGAACUGAAGAGCCUUGCCUCAGAGGCAGCUGCUGCUGCUGCAGCAGUUACAGCAGAGAAGGCGGGUGGAGGAGGAGGGGCUGUGGGUGGUCGAAGCAGUAUAGCAGGUGAUGCAGGGGAAGCAGGAGCAGUAGGAGGAGGAGGAAGAGGAGCAGGAGGCGGAGGGGGAGGGGCAGCAGGAGGCAGCGGCGCCAGUCCAGUGGGGCGGGCAGGGAGGUUCCUAUCGGGCAUGGCCGCAGCAGCAGGGGCGGCAGCUGCUGCUGUGGGGGGCAGAACCACAGGAGCAGGCAGUCCGGGCGCUAGAGGGGGAAGUCCAGGGGGAUUGGGGCAAGAGAGAGGGGCCACAGCAGGAGCAGAGGCUGUGCCUGUGCUUGGGCUUGAAGGGUUGGGAAGACGGGGAGGGGAAGGGGGUGGGGGAGGAGCGGAAGCAGGGGUGGGUGCUGGGUCAGGGGCGGGUGCAGGGCUGGGUAGAGUGGGUUUGAGAGAUGGGGAGGGAAAUGCUGCUGCUGUUGCUGCUGCCGCUGCUGCCUCUCCUGCUGCUGGUGCUGGCACAGGAAGGGGAGGGGAAGAGCGUGCAGGACAGGAGGAAGGGGACGUGAACCACACGCAGAGAGGGCACAUGGGGAUCCUAAGCACGUGGCUUAGAAGGGCGUCUAGAUUCAGGGCGACAGGAGGGGAAGAGGCACAGGGGACCCAGGGCAGGCAUGCAGGGGCAGGUGAAGCAGCAGGCACGGAGGCAGCAUGGGCAGACGUAGGUGCAGGUGCAGAGGCAGGAGGGGCAGGAGGAGGGGAAGCAGCGGCAACAGCCAUGCAGACAGAUUCGUUGGUAGCAGCAGAGGCUGUCCCUCUCUCUGCUGCUCUCCCCCCCUCCGCCGCCCCUCCUCUCUCUGCUGCUGCCGCUGGUGCUCUCAACGCUCUGAACAGCCCCUGCUGGUGGGUGGGGCGGCAGCAGCUGUCGCUUCUGGAGGGGCUGCUGCCGUUCCCUCCCCCCCGGAUGGAGCAUGGGGACAAGCUGUGUGACUCACUGCACAACGUGCCAGGGGACAUGCUAGAAGAUGGGGCUUGGGAAGAAAAAGGGGCUGCAGCAGAGGCAGGGCGAGGGGCAGGGGCAAAGGCAGGGGCGGGGGCAGCAUCAGGGGCAGGAGGACACUUUGUCAUGGGAACAGAGGGGGCGGAGGCGAGUUCUGUGUCAAAGAGGCCUGUGGCCGGGACUGAGAGUGGGCUGGAGUGGCCAGUGGUGGAGUACGAUGUGGGGCGGCAGGAGGUGUCGUUUCACCUGCCUCUGCACCGCAUGCUCGCGCUGCUCCUGCACUCCCUGCUGCGCCUCUCCUGCCCCGUGCCUGACCCCCAAGGGGAUGCACAGGGGGACGGACUGGGGGCUACAGGGAGGGACCCACAGGCGGAUCUACAGGGGUACGCACAGGGGGACACACAUGAUGCGAGGGAAGAGAGGCAGAGGGAGAGAGAGCAGGAGGGGGGUGGAGGAAGGGGGGAGGGGGCAGAGCUGUGCUUGCUGCGGCUGCUGCCCAGCAAGCUGCAGAGAGGAAGCUUCCUCGCAGCUGUGGCUGAGCACGGGCUGCGAGUGCAAGUGCUGUGCGCGCAGAUAUCAGCGGGCAUGUGGAGGAGGAAUGGGCAAUCCAUGGUGGCUCUCUGCGACCUCUACCACUCCGUGCACUGGUCAGUCUUCACUAAAUUCUGCCACCUCGCUCUCUGUUCCUCCCCGCCCCGCCCUCUGUGGGGUGCUGCCACCUCGCUCUCUGCGACCUCUACCACUCCGUGCACUGGUCAGUCUAGUAAUUGGUGCGAGGACAGCCUCGAGUUGGACCUCUUCCUCCUGCAGUGCACCGCCGUCUCUGCCCCUCCUGACGCCUCUCCUCUCAAGUGCGAGGACAGCCUCGAGUUGGACCUCUUUCUCCUGCAGUGCACCGCCGUCUCUGCCCCUCCUGACGCCUCUCCUCUCAAGUGCGAGGACAGCCUCGAGUUGGACCUCUUUCUCCUGCAGUGCACCGCCGUCUCUGCCCCUCCUGACGCCUCUCCUCUCAAGUGCGAGGACAGCCUCGAGUUGGACCUCUUUCUGCUGCAGUGCACCGCCGUCACGGCCCCUCCUGACGCCUUUGUGCGCCAGGUUGUAGCGCGCUACAGCCUUACCAGCUACUUCUCCCUCACCGUGGGGACUGCCUCAGAGUACGAGCCUGCAGUGGCACAGGACUGCAUGGCCUUCCUCAUCCGCCUCAUCUCAGAGCGAUCCUUCUCCGGCCUCCCCCCCACCCCUCUUCCAUUCUCUCCUCCUCUGUUCCCCUCCAUCCCCUUCGACCCCCAAUCCAACCGUACAGGUACGAGCCUGCAGUGGCACAGGACUGCAUGGCCUUCCUCAUCCGCCUCAUCUCAGAGCGAUCCUUCUCCGGCCUCCCCCCCACCCCUCUUCCAUUCUCUCCUCCUCUGUUCCCCUCCAUCCCCUUCGACCCCCAAUCCAACCGUACAGGUACGAGCCUGCAGUGGCACAGGACUGCAUGGCCUUCCUCAUCCGCCUCAUCUCAGAGCGAUCCUUCUCCGGCCUCCCCCCCACCCCUCUUCCAUUCUCUCCUCCUCUGUUCCCCUCCAUCCCCUUCGACCCCCAAUCCAACCGUACAGGUACGAGCCUGCAGUGGCACAGGACUGCAUGGCCUUCCUCAUCCGCCUCAUCUCAGAACGAUCCUUCUCAGGCCUACCCCCCACCGCGGCCCUCCGGAGGGAGAUAGUGCAGCGCCUAGCCAUCGGCAACGCCACCCUCCCUCGCCCCCUUCUCACCCCCUCCUUUUUUGUCUCCCCAACAUCCACACACCUCCUCUUUCUCACCACCUGCCCUCCAUCCCUUGUUGUAAUUAUCUACUCCUCCGCGGCCUCAAUUCUCCCUCCCACGGCCUCAAUCCUCCCUCCCGCGGCCUCAAUCCUCCCUCCCGCGGCCUCAAUCCUUCCUCCCGCGACCCUAAUCCUCCUUCCCGCGGCUCUGCCCGCCGUCGCGGACGACCGACGCGCCGUCGCGGACGACCUGCGCGCCGACGCGGAUGGUCAGCGCGCUGUCGCCAGCGACCUGCGCGCCGACGCAGCCGGCCAGCGCGCAACCGCUGACGACCCGCGCGCUGACGCGGACGGCCAGCGCGUGACCGCCGACGACCCGCGCGCUGACGCGGACGGCCAGCGCGCAACCGCCCGAGCCGCGCGCUGA
Messenger RNA from Closterium sp. Naga37s-1, 6471 nucleotides. NCBI's taxonomy places the organism in Eukaryota, Viridiplantae, Streptophyta, Zygnematophyceae, Desmidiales, Closteriaceae. The record is from the annotation of a GenBank genome assembly.